This is a messenger RNA of Physella acuta, 2954 nucleotides long. RefSeq names its product receptor-type tyrosine-protein phosphatase alpha-like. Gene Ontology annotation, biological process: protein dephosphorylation. Gene Ontology annotation, molecular function: protein tyrosine phosphatase activity. Lineage: Eukaryota; Metazoa; Mollusca; Gastropoda; Physidae. The record is from RefSeq and is a predicted model, not a curated record.
AUGUUGGUGGGAUUUGUUUUGCCUGUGUACCUGGGAGAAAGGGAAAUUUUUGUGACCAAGAAUUGUUCUUCAAAUUGUGAGGAAUCUAAAUGUAACAUAACAACAGGGGAAUGUUAUACCUGUGUAGCAGGAUUCAAAGGAACAUUUUGUAACGUUUCGUGCGACUCCCAACAUUUCGGUCCCAACUGUAUAUACAACUGUUCCUCCAACUGUGAUAACUCUGAAUGUAACGAAACAAAUGGUUAUUGUAACCUGUGUAAGGCGGGGUAUCAAGGAGAUUUCUGUAAUAGCACAUGCGAUGGCAACCACUACGGCCCUGGAUGUAUCUACACAUGUUCACAAAGUUGUGACAACUCAGAAUGUGACAAAACAGAUGGCUGCUGUAAUAACUGUCCAGUAGGUUAUACGGGAGAGUUAUGUGAAACGACGUGUGACAAUGCGCAUUAUGGAGCAGGCUGCACGUCAAACUGUAGUCACCUGUGUGUACGUAAUGAGACACAAGCCUGGUGUAACAAGACAGAUGGCCAGUGUCUACUUGGAUGUUUGUCUGGGUUUAAACAAGAAGAUACAGAGUGUAGCAGAUUCUGGGCUCCACAACAAAGUGCCGAUAAAACUGAUGGCAACACGCUGAUACCUAUAGUUGUACCCAUCGUAGUUGUAUUGGUAGCAGUAUCUCUAGUAGUGGCUAGUGUAAUCUACUACAGACGCCGUAAUGCCAAGGGAAGUAAGCCACUACAAUUAGAUGCGGGUAACAAAGUGCAGACAACUACAUUAGAUGCUAAAGAUGGAAGUAUUAGAUCUAUGCAGAUAGAAUUAGAUCAAUCAGUGCCCCAAAAACCUGUAGCUGUCGUCAACGCUUAUUGUAACGGUAAUGUAGACAAAAAGUACAUUGAGGUCUCAAAUCUGAAUGAAUUUAUGUUGGCCCAUGGAGCUGAAUAUUUCUCAAAUGAGUUCAAGCUGAUUCCGUCACCACAAAAUUUAUCUAUGUCAGUUGGACUCAGUGAUCUUAACAGAAACAAAAACAGAUACAAAAAUAUUUGUGCAUAUGACCAUUCUCGCGUCCAUCUUGAGAUCAACACCAGCAAAAAUGAAGGAGACUACAUCAAUGCUUCUUACAUAGAGGGCUAUAACAAUGAAGAAAAGUUUAUUGCUUCACAAGGUCCAACUGAUGCGACAAUCAACGACUUUGUACGAAUGUUGUGGCAACAGAAAGUUGAUAAAGUUGUGAUGCUGACUAACCUUAUAGAGGAGGGCAAGAUGAAAUGUGUAAGUUACUGGCCAGAAGAAGGUACAACCACAUUUGGUGACAUCAAAGUUAAGCUGGCAGCUACUCAUGUUUUUGCUGACUACACUAUCAGGAAGUUGGAGCUCAUCAAGAAAGAUCAUCCGACCCACCAUUUCACCCAGUUCCACUUCACAUCGUGGCCAGACAAAGGUGUGCCUCUAACACCGUGGGGACUUGUGGACUUUGAACAGAGGGUGGCGUUAGAAAAAACUUCUAAGCCAAUCCUUGUUCAUUGCAGCGCUGGUGUAGGACGUACUGGAACCUUCAUCGCUCUACGUAAUGUAAUGAGAGAAGCUGAAGACACGGGGCGGAUAAAUUGUUUUCAAACUGUGGCCAAACUCAGACAAGACAGGGUUCUGAUGGUUCAAACUGCGGAACAAUAUGAAUUCCUCCACAAGGCAGCUGAGGUGGCCAUUAUUUGUAUAGGUACCACAGUGACGUCCAGAGACAUUACGUCUAGAAUCUCUCAUCUAGAAGAAAGCGUGGGUGGAAGAAGCAACCUUGAUAAGGAGUUCAAGGCAAUUUUAGCUGUGUGUUCAGAUUUUAUAAAAGAUGACGUCAAUGGUUCAAAUGUUGACGAAACUAAUGUGUAUCAGAACAAUCAUCCACCAGAAAUGGCUAAAAAUAGAGUCUCCGCCAUUCUUCCAGAUAAAAUAUACAGAGCCGUUUUAUUAAUAGAGUCUGCCAAUUUAAGUGACUACAUUAAUGCUGUUUUAGUUUCGGGUUUUACCAAACGAGAGAACCAGAUACUAACACAGCUCCCAAUGCCAAACACAGUCACAGAUUUCUGGAGAUUGGUGGCCCAGUACAAUGUUAAACUUGUCGUGGCUUUUCAGACUGAGGAUUUUGAAAAAGACAAGUCCCUAGGCCAGUAUCUGCCUGCCGACAUGACAACACCUUUAGACUGUGGACCAUAUGAAAUACACACAGGACCUGUCAAGUCUGAGAGUUUAUGGGAGGAACAACAGAUCACGGUCAAAGUCGUCAAGAAAGCAUUGGGUUUCUUACCUAUUACUAAUGAAUCCCACGUAACCCACAUUGCGAGUAAAAGCACAGACCUGAAUCCCAAGAAUCUUCUCAAACUUCUCAAACACACAAGGUCAAACAAUGUACAGGCACAGGGGAGAGUACUCUACAUGUGCAGAAACGGAGCUGAGUACAGCGGCCUGGCCUGUGUGUUGAGUCUUCUACUUGACCGAAUGGACCAUGACCAAAGCUUAACAGUUCCACUUGUUGUUGGUGCCAUCAAAUGUAUCAGACCACAGGUCAUUCCGUCUCUGAAUCAAUAUAGAUGUCUAUAUCAAGUUCUACAAAGAUAUAACGAAACGAGUUCACCGUACAACAACCACGACCAGCUGUCAAGACCCUCAUACGAUGCAUAUGUAAACAUACCUUUAGAGAUCAAUGGUGAAGAAAACGUGUAUGCCAACAGCCAAAAUGCCACACGAAUAUGAAAUAUAACUUUACAAAAAGAUACUUCUUAACUUUGGUUUUUUUUCUUGUUAAAUCAUUAAAAAUGAUAUCAAAUUACUGUUUCAUUUUGCAAGAUGAGUACAUUCAUUAGCCAUAAUAUUUUUUUAAAAUAAUUAAAUCUACAUUUGUGUGCAAACCUGUGUGCUAACGUUGGAGUGAACAUGGGCUGCGGGGCUUCCAGUCUAACUGUUCAUAA